AUGCCCCUACGAAAGGGAUUUUCGGGCUGGGAGUGUGGUGCUCAAGACCGGAAACCUCGUCAUAAGCCCCGGCCAGUGGUGGUUAAUUUCGAGACCCAAGAUAGCGAUGCUUCACUUGCUGCAACAGGCAAGAUAAUGAAGGCUGCCACAGGGAUUAUACAUGUGGGACCAGGUCACUCAGCAAAAGGUAAACGAUUACAGUGGCAACCCAGAGCCCCAUUCACGGCGUCUACAUCUGCGCUGGGUCCGUUACUGCGGGUAAGCUUCACCCUGUAUCAGCAGCCGGGAAAACCAAUAAUUCAGUGGGAACGACCGACUCAGAUUGGCACCGUCCAGGUGGACUCCACUAUACCCGACGUUCACAGUUCCAGUCUAGCUGCAGAGCAGCAAGAAACCCCACCAGUCGAGAACCCGGAGACUCAAGGCUUGAGGCACUCAAGAACACCAAAAGCAAACGUGGCAAAACAUUUAUUUGCAAUCGGAAAGGUUGUCCACGCACAAGCAAGCAAAACCAUCGCCACCUAA
This is a messenger RNA of Fasciola hepatica (liver fluke), 525 nucleotides long. NCBI's taxonomy places the organism in Eukaryota, Metazoa, Platyhelminthes, Trematoda, Plagiorchiida, Fasciolidae. The record is from the annotation of a GenBank genome assembly.